Messenger RNA from Fonsecaea erecta, 300 nucleotides. RefSeq lists its product as hypothetical. The coding region runs from base 1 to 300 and encodes 99 amino acids. Lineage: Eukaryota; Fungi; Ascomycota; Eurotiomycetes; Chaetothyriales; Herpotrichiellaceae. The record is from RefSeq and is a predicted model, not a curated record. The transcript has a single exon.
AUGCGAUGUCGCUACCAUGACAUCAACAUCGCACUCUCAAGGAUGGUGACGUUUCUGGACGCCUCGUCCUCGGGCCCUUCACAGAUCUCUGUCACAUCUUUUCCGUCCCAAGAGGUGACCGUCCGAAAAGCUCAAACCAACGUUGAGCCCCUUCCCUCUGGCUCUGGUAGCAUCUUGUAUCAGCAAGCUGCGAAUGAUAUUGGAGGCGUAGAUGUCGCUGUUCCGGACUUCGGUGUGUCCAAGAUGGCGCUUGUAGUCGUCGGCGAACUUCUGCACGUCAGCGGCCAGGUUGAGGCAUAG